UUCUCUCUCUGAAUACAAACCCACCGGGCUCCAUGGGUAACAGCUACAGCUUUACAGGGCUAAACCGAGCCGUUCGCAAUGUGUUAACAAAGAAGGCCAGGAGAAUUUCUCACGAGACGAUUGGGACAUGUCAGAAAGUUCCUCAGGUGUGAACACUCUGAGUGGCAGUUUUCCCAAAUCCCACUCGUCCCAGUGCUCUGAUCUCGGUGUUACAGGCACACCUCUCUCUGUGGACUAUAGUCCUGAUUCUGGACUAGUAUCUACACCUCUUCCAUCAAAUCGGUGCCGGUUCGUGUCGUGGCAUCGCCUGGAGCAGUGUAACGUCACAGGCGACCAGCUGACCUGCCCCAGGGUCAGAGAAGGGCCACCAGAAGAGGAGCUGUUUCAAAGAGAGGGGGAUGAUGUGUGUUUGGAGAGAGGACGGUGGAGGAGGAGGAGAGAGGAGGAAGGACAGAGAUGGGAGGAGAGACUGCAGGAAAAUUGGGAAAACUGCCUGGAGUUAAACCUGUCUUACCAGGAUUUGGGUGAUCCCUUCCAGGAAGAAAAUUUCCUCCGGAUCCUUCGCCGGUUGAUCCGCGUGGAGAAACUUCAGCUGGUUGACAACUCUCUCACCAACCUGAGCUCUGUACGUCUGCCAAGGUGCAGAAUACUAAACCUGCACCAUAACCACCUGGUGUGUCUGCGUCAGCUGCCAAAGCUCCCAGCAGUGGAGCACCUUUGCCUGUCUGAGAACGCCAUCGGCUCCCUGGGGGGACUGGGAGCUCUGGAGAACAGCCCGCUGCGCUCCCUUAACCUGAGCCGCAACCCAGUCACCUUCACUCAGGACUACCGUGCACGUGUUUUCUCCUGUUUGCCAAAGCUCGAGGUCCUGGAUGGAAUCCCCAAGUUGCCAGAAGACUCUUCGCCCAUCAGACUGCAGUUCCCAGAAACCACCAGGAUCUGCAACAUUUUGUGACAUUCCUCCAUGGAUGGAUGUGCACCGACUCAGAUCUCCCAGUCCCAUUUACAGCCCUUUCCAAAGCAAUGGCAAGGCUUCAGCAAAGUCCUCCACACUUUGAAACUGCACUGAGGGUUUCACUGAUCUCUUCAGAGGAAAGCCAACUGGUAUUCAGUUAUUUACACAAACUGUGUCACAACUGUUGCCCAAAGUCAUGUUUUAGGCCACACUGAAAAUGCCGUCAG
This is a messenger RNA of Toxotes jaculatrix (banded archerfish), 1182 nucleotides long. RefSeq lists its product as uncharacterized. NCBI's taxonomy places the organism in Eukaryota, Metazoa, Chordata, Actinopteri, Toxotidae. The transcript has 7 exons. The record is from RefSeq and is a predicted model, not a curated record. Bases 128 to 955 code for a protein of 275 amino acids.